This is a messenger RNA of Aspergillus neoniger CBS 115656, 1888 nucleotides long. Its product is annotated as dihydrolipoyl dehydrogenase. NCBI's taxonomy places the organism in Eukaryota, Fungi, Ascomycota, Eurotiomycetes, Eurotiales, Aspergillaceae. Gene Ontology annotation, molecular function: flavin adenine dinucleotide binding; dihydrolipoyl dehydrogenase (NADH) activity. Gene Ontology annotation, cellular component: mitochondrion; oxoglutarate dehydrogenase complex. The record is from RefSeq and is a predicted model, not a curated record. The transcript is spliced from 4 exons. The coding region runs from base 161 to 1705 and encodes 514 amino acids.
GUUUUUCCCUAUCAUCCUCUAACCACUUGAGCCCGUCUCCUCCCACCUCCAAUUGUCCCCUCCCCUCCCCUUCGUUGCUUGUUCACUGGGAGGCCUGGUAGUCUGCUGUUCUUCCUAUAUCCUUUGACUUUUUCCUUUACCCUUUCGCCUCCUUUUCACCAUGUUCCGGAGUCUUUUGCCGCGGGCGACUCCGCGGGUUGCCCUCCGCUGUGCCGGUCCCAAGGCCGUUCCCUCUACCUUCGUCGCUGCUCCUUCUCUCGCCUCCUUUGGACGCACGCAACGUGGCUAUGCCUCUGAGUCAGGCGAACACGAUCUUGUCAUCAUCGGUGGUGGUGUCGCUGGUUACGUUGCCGCCAUCAAGGCCGGUCAGGAAGGUCUGAAGACCGCAUGUAUCGAGAAGCGUGGCCGUCUGGGCGGUACCUGUCUGAACGUCGGCUGUAUCCCCUCGAAAUCCCUGCUCAACAACUCCCACCUCUACCACCAGAUUCUCCACGACACGAAAAAGCGCGGUAUCGAGGUCGGUGAUGUGAAGCUGAACCUUGAGCAGAUGAUGAAGGCCAAGGACACUUCCGUUGAGGGUCUGACUAAGGGUAUCGAGUUCUUGUUCAAGAAGAACGGUGUCGACUACGUCAAGGGUACCGGUGCUCUCGUUGACCAGAACACCGUCAAGGUUAACCUCCUUGACGGUGGUGAGCAGACCCUGCGCGGAAAGAACAUCCUCAUUGCCACUGGUUCUGAGGCUACUCCUUUCCCCGGCCUCAACAUUGACGAGAAGAGAAUCAUCACCAGCACUGGUGCCCUCUCCCUCAAGGAGGUCCCCAAGAAGAUGAUCGUCAUCGGUGGUGGUAUCAUUGGUCUGGAAAUGGCCUCUGUUUGGUCCCGCCUCGGCUCUGAGGUCACCGUCGUCGAGUUCCUGAACCAGAUCGGCGGUCCCGGCAUGGACGCCGACAUCGCCAAGCAGGCCCAGAAGAUCCUCCAGAAGCAGGGUAUCAAGUUCAAGACCGGCACCAAGGUUACCAAGGGUGACGACAGCGGUGCUACCGUCGCUCUGAGCGUUGAGGCCGCCAAGGGUGGUAAGGAGGAGACCCUCGACGCUGACGUUGUCCUCGUCGCCAUCGGUCGCCGCCCCUACACCGAGGGUCUCAACCUCGAGAGCGUCGGUGUUGAGAAGGACGAGCGCGGCCGUCUUGUCAUCGACCAGGAGUACCGCACCAAGAUCCCCAACAUCCGCGUGAUCGGUGACUGCACUUUCGGACCCAUGCUUGCCCACAAGGCCGAGGAGGAGGCCGUCGCUGCCAUCGAGUACAUCAAGAAGGGCUACGGCCACGUCAACUACGGCUGCAUCCCCAGCGUCAUGUACACCCACCCUGAAGUCGCCUGGGUUGGCCAGAACGAGCAGGAAGUCAAGGCUGCCGGCAUCAAGUACCGUGUCGGUACCUUCCCCUUCAGCGCCAACUCCCGUGCCAAGACCAACCUCGAGACUGAGGGUCAGGUCAAGUUCAUCGCCGAUGCUGAGACCGACCGCAUCCUCGGUGUCCACAUCAUUGGCCCCAACGCCGGUGAGAUGAUCGCCGAGGCCACCCUGGCUGUCGAGUACGGUGCCUCUUGCGAGGACAUUGCUCGCACCUGCCACGCUCACCCUACCCUGGCUGAGGCCUUCAAGGAGGCUGCCAUGGCUACCUACUCCAAGGCCAUCCACUUCUAAGCAGCUCUCCCCCUGUUUUGAUCAUGAAACUAUACACACCCACCCGCACUAUCCUGUACCCUUUUUGCCUCUUGUCUCUUAUCUUAGUCUAGCUCAGCUAGCCACUUCCGUGUAGCAUUGACCUCAUUAUAUUUUCCUAUCGUUGGUUGUGUAUCCAGAUAUAACGAAACAAUAGUACUGCUU